Molecule: messenger RNA, 789 nt
Organism: Lytechinus pictus (painted urchin)
Lineage: Eukaryota; Metazoa; Echinodermata; Echinoidea; Temnopleuroida; Toxopneustidae
Product: trace amine-associated receptor 7e-like
Exons: 2
Biological process (GO): G protein-coupled receptor signaling pathway
Cellular component (GO): membrane
Molecular function (GO): G protein-coupled receptor activity
Source: RefSeq, a predicted model, not a curated record
AUGGUAACCGACAGGUGGCUCUGGAAACCCAUACAAUGGAACUGGUGGACAAACGUACAAGUGGCUACGGCUGUCGUAGGGAUUCUUGGCAACCUUCUCGUAAUCGUUCUGCUUUUCCAGCGUCGUAAGAAAAGCAGGACCACAGACAAGCUCAUAGGAGCAUUGGCUACUGCAGAUCUCUUCACAUCGAUCUUCAUGAUACCACUUCCAACUGCUGCACGUGUACCAAUGACGAUACUAGGCGAAAUCUACUGCAGGCUGAUUUCUAGCAAGUUCAUAUUGUGGUCUUCGGCAGCAGCAUCUAUAAUGGCACUUACGAGUAUUGCUAUCGAAAGAUACAUCGCGGUUUUUCUCAUCCCCAUGAUUAUGAGUCUCACUGUGCAUGGGCUAACAGCACGUUCCUUGCACCGCCAAGCAAAUCUUUACCUCGGUGCGAACCAAACUUCUGAUGCAAAUCCAUGCAUCAGACAUGUCCUCGCCAAGAAGCGCGUUCUACAAACAUUAUUCUAAGUGAUAUUGCUCUUCAUCAUAUGCUGGGGGCCUAUCCAAAAUGGUUUUAUUCUGCUCGACAUCGGAAUCAUACCAGUGACUUUCGUGGGAAGUACUACACAGCAUGUUUUCAUCAUAUUAGCGUUGUGGAACUCAUGUGCGAACCCGUUCAUCUACGCAAUUCGCUUUCCAGAAUUCCGCAGAGCUAUAAGGGAACUCUUCAAUCCAAAUCGGAACGACGCAUCUUUGUUCGAUGACAGAUGCCUAAAGUCCGCACCGUUGAGAACAAAAGUGGUAUAG